UCAACCUGCUCUUCUGGGGCCCAUUUUCUCCUGUACUUGGAGGCUGUAAUUUUCCUGCCAAAAUGUUUUAAAAGCUGCCUACGCAGAAACAGUUUCAAAAUCACAGGUAAUUCUAUUACCCACAUGCAUGCAUCCCAUUAGCGCUGAGUUUUUGGUGACUGGUCUGUGUGGAUGUGCUUGCAUGAGGAGGGGCCUGGAGGCUUUGGGGUUGCAUGUCUGUGACGUGUGUGUGUGUGUGUGUGUGUGUGUGUGUCGUGGGUGACACUUUGUAAUGGUGAGGGGUGUGGGCUGUGUUUCCGUGUCACAGUGCGUGUGAUAGUGGCACCUGGGUGACAGCCGGCGGGUGUGUCUCCUGCCAUUUCGGGGGGUGGAGGUGAGGAUGUUUUGUGGAGUGUUAAAGAAAUCUGUUUCCAUCAAGGCUGGGGGUGGGGCCCAGCUCCCCCACCUGGAUGGCCCCCCACCCCCUCCAGUGACUCUGCCUCGACGUCCUCCCCGUGCCCUUCCACGCAUCCCCUCGGGGCCGGAGAGCUCAGAGGGGCUCAUUUUCCUGCUGACCAAGCUGUCCUUGAAGGCAGAGACAGAUGGGCAGGCCGUUUGGUUUUAAAUAACAGUUCUCCCCUCUGCUCAGAGGCAGCCCCACCCACCCCGCCGGCCUGGGGACUCAGCCCGGAGAUGUAACCCUCCCAGAGGGGGUGCUGCUUGGUUCAGCGGGGCAUGAGCUGAGCUGGCUGUCUCCUGCAGCCUGAGCAGCCUGACUUCAGCUUCCUCCAAGGGGAGGCUGCCCCCCCCACCGCCUCUGCCCCUACCCUCCCUGACCCGGCUCCCUCCUCUGCCCCAGUCUCGGGCAGAGGCCAGGAGAGCCCUCUCCGCACACACGCGGGUCUGCACAGCCCCUCUGGCUGCUCCCAGCUCCAGCCUUCCCCCGGCGUCCUUGGACAGCCCACGAGGCCUGGGACGGCCCCUCAGCUCCGUUUCUUGCCUGCAGGUCGGGUGGGAGGGUUGAGGGAGCCAUUGCCUGUCCCGGUUGCUUCUGGCCCCGUGAUGGCAGCCCCUGGGCAGGUGUGGGCGCCCAGAGGCGCUGAUGGCCAGUCUUGCUCCCUCACGGUGGCUGUGCCUGCGGUCAGCACCACGGACAGCUCUGUCCCUGUGCCGCUGGGGGGCCGGUAGGGGGCCUGCCACGUGGGGGUUAUCAGCAUCCCAUGGUGGGGGGCACACACACGUCUCCAUAUGGCCAGCAGCCCCUGCCCUGCGUGGGCUGUGCCCAUGCCCAGCUCUGCGGUGAGGAUGCACCCUCCAGCCUGCACCUGCUGUCAGUGCCCCCCGCCUGGCUGCUGUUCCCCCCCCACCCCGCCCCUGCCCCCGCCCCGCGGCACACACCCAGAGCUGCAGCCCUCACCCUGCCCUGGGGAGGGGCUCCGAGGGGCAGCGCGACAGGUCAGGGCAGGAGAGCCCUGGCCGGGACGCCCAGGCGCCUCCCGGAACCAGCAGCAUCGAGAACAGGUGGUUUCUAAUUUUGAGGCAGAAGCUCUUGUUUUUUGGGGAAGAUGCAAAGAGGGAUGGGGCAGGGGUCAGAGAGGAGCCCUGUGUUCGCCCUAAGCUGACUGGAUCCCCAUUGGGGGGCGGGUCAUUCCAGCCUUGGGGCUCUCCUGGCCCGCUCAGCCAGGCCUCAGCAAGGCCCAGAGCAACCUCAGACAGCAGCAGGAGGCCUGAGCCAGCAGCCCUGGCGCCCGCCAGCCCCUGCAGGAUCCUGUGGCUGCUCCUGCUCUUGGACUGGGAGCCCCCCCCAUAAUUGCAGUCUCCCGCCAGCCUGGUUGAUGCAUGGGGUAUGCUCCCUGGUGGGUUAGUGAGCAUGGAGCCGCAUCCACCGCCCCCACCCCUGCAGCUGGCGCUGCCUGCUGGUGGGAGUGGUGUGAGUGAGCACAUGGGGAGGGAGAAGCCUCCUCAGACAGGGGUCUCAGGGCCCCCCCCCCCGGCCUGAGUCAGGGGGCGGGGUCCCUGCCAGGGUCGAGGCCAGACGAUGAGGAGGCUCCUGGGCCUGGGGGUGCAGGGCCCUGUGUCCUGUCCGGUCCUGGAGUGGGGGCAGGGCCCCCAGGGCUGCCAGGCAGUCAGCCAUCAGUCCCCUGUGGUCACCCAAAGCCCAGCUUGUUGUAGGACCAGGGGCUGGUCAGCAAGUGUGGGGGCUGCCCACCCCAAAUCUGGCCAUGGACAUGUGCUCCUGUUUCAUCUCCAGAAGGCCCAGAGGCCUAGAGUCCUGGGGGCUGGAGCCCUGGCUCACCCCUGCCCCGCAAGGCCAAGAGCCCUCCCUGGAUUCAUCGCUGCCUGGCUUCCUCUGCCUCUUCAUCCUGCUUUAAUCGAUUUUUGUAAUAAUGAGCAAUUAUGAAGUUCGGUAAAAGCUCCAGUGGUUGAGGGGAGGGGGCCAGGGAGUGGGCCGGCGGGGACUCGGGGGACCACACCUCCCAGGGGACAGCUGGGGCUAAGGGCGUGUGGGGGGUCCAGCCCAGGUGAUAGGCCCGGAGGUCAGCAAGGCAGCGAGGGUGCUGGGGGUCUGCCCCAGGGACCUGGCUUCUCACCCGCUGCUCCCGCCAUCCCUCUCUCCCGGCCCCGGGCCCAGCUGGGAGGCUGCGGCAUCCUCGGCGUUGGCAUCUGGCUGGCGGCCACGCAGGGGAACUUCGCCACCCUGUCCUCCUCCUUCCCGUCCCUGUCGGCCGCCAACCUGCUUAUUGUCACCGGCACCUUCGUGAUGGCCAUCGGCUUUGUGGGCUGCAUCGGGGCCAUCAAGGAGAACAAAUGCCUUCUGCUCACCUUCUUUGUGAUGCUGCUGCUGGUGUUCCUGCUGGAGGCCUCUAUUGCCAUCCUCUUCUUCGCCUACACUGACAAGAUCGACAGGUACGCCCAGCGGGACCUAAAGAAGGGCCUGCACCUGUAUGGCACCCCGGGCAACGUGGGCCUCACCAACGCCUGGAGCAUCAUCCAGACAGACUUCCGCUGCUGCGGGGUCUCCAACUACACCGACUGGUUCGAGGUGUACAACGCCACGCGCGUGCCCGACUCCUGCUGCCUGGAGUUCAGCGAGAGCUGCGGGCUGCACGCGCCCGGCACCUGGUGGAAAGCGCCGUGUUACGAGACGGUGAAGAUGUGGCUCCAGGAGAACCUGCUGGCCGUGGGCAUCUUCGGGCUGUGCACGGCCCUGGUGCAGAUCUUGGGCCUGACCUUCGCCAUGACCAUGUACUGCCAGGUGGUGAAGGCUGACACCUAUUGUGCGUAGGCUGCCAGCUGCCCGCCAGCCCUGCUUCCCUGCCCAAGGAUGUCACCCCCGGGGAGGUGACCGUGUCCCCACCUGCCUCUCCUGCUGCAAGACUUCUCACCAUUCCGGGCAUGGGGACAGGAGGAGCAGGCGGCUAGAGCCCCAGGACUCCCAGCCAGGCCUGUGAGCACCAUGCUGGCGGGGGUGGCCGAGCAACGGCCACGCGCCCGGGCUGGGGACGGGAGGGGCUUCUGGGCUUUUUACAUCCGAAUGUUCUCCAGAGCCGGGUUCUCCCUCGCAGCCCCUCCAGAGCAGGGGGUGGGGUGGGGGCGAGGGCUGACCGCCGGUCCCGGUGCCCACCCUCUACCAUGGGGCCAGGGCAGGCUCUGCCUGCAUCUCAAUAAAACGUGGGCAGCAGCCGCCCCCCGUGUCACUCACUGCCCCGACCUGGGGGCCACACCCAGGAGGCCCUUUGUGGCCAUGGGCCUUCUGCCCACGCAUAUGGGCCCUGGUGCCUGGAGUGGGGCUCCGGGAUGUGAUGUGUGCGGGCCUGGGUUGGGGGGGGGGGUGCUGCCUGACCAGACAGAGGGCGGCCCCUGCACCUGCAGAGGACGGUGACAAACCUCAGCGAGGCUGGCUCCAAGCUGAGAGAGCAGCCCUGAGCCUCGCUGACCCCUCCAUGGCCUGUGCUGCGGACACCCUGUCUCCAUGCCCCCUUUCCUGACAUGGGGGGGCCCCCAUCCAGCCUCAGGGCCACAUCCUCCCCCAGGGGUGUCCUCCCAAAAUGGAGCUCAGCUCCAUAUUUCCUGUUCUCUUUCUAGUCCUGUUUUGUUCCCUGGAACUUUGUCCCUUAAGUGUCACUCAUGGAUUUUGCAAAUAAAGUAGGCUGUUGGGAGCAAAGUGGUUGUCACAGGGCCCAGAAUUAGAGAAAUGGUCAAAUUGCAUCAAACUACCUCAAAGAUGAGGUGGGACUUCCUGAGGACAGGAUUGAUGGGGAGUGAGCAGAGCAGUAGGUCUGGAGGUCCAGGCUGGGGGAUGGGCCCCUCCCAGGGGCCUCACUAGCUGUGGGACAUCUGACCCCCCAAAGGGCAACCCACACUCUAGGUUCCAGCCCCUACUCCUGCGGCCCCACGGUCCCACCCUCUCUUGGUCACCCCCCCUGCAUCCUUGUGUGACGGACCUGCCUGGUGACGCCUGGCCAGGCACCAACCGUGGCACAACCCCGACCACCAGGGCACCCGACCCCUCCUGGUUCUUGGACCCGCCACCCCCAUUCCCGUCACACCCCCACGUCCUACCAGCCCUGUCUGUCCUCACUCCAUGGAAGCCACCAGCAUGUCAGGGACUGUGCCAACAAAAGUCACACAGAGUUAGCGGUUCACGCGGCAAAACCAAACUGUGCUUAGGCACCCGCGGCAAGCGGGCGGGAAGUGAGCACAGUCCAGCCAAGCUGCCCCCGACCCUGCCCGCACCCGCUGCCCGGACCCCGGUCCCCGUGCACCUCUCUCCACCUCCUGGGGGAAAGCCCCCGCUCGGCGGUGCAGAUGUGUGGGCACCGGACCCUCACACCCGGCCCAACUCAGCUUCCCCGCAGCACCGGCUCCACUGAGGUCCCACCAGGACAUGCAGGGCCUAUUUCCUCCAGGGCCAAGCCCGCCUGCGCUCUGUGGGGCUCCCAGGCCCACCUCUCUCCCGCGUGAGCGCCCGGGGGUCCGGCCCCAGCCCCUCUGCCAGUUCCCUGCCGACCCUGCGGGUUUCCCCACCUUCCAAGCCCAGGCUGAGGAGCUACACGCCUGGCUCCACAUCCAUAGACAGUGAGCACGCUGUGGCCCCACAACUGACCUGCCCCUCCCUCCCUCAACUCCUGUGCAGACCCCUCCCCCCACCAGAGCCCAGAGCCCACUCCUGGUGCGAUGGCCGCCUCACUCCCUGCCCGUCCAGGCUUCCAAAGCUGGGGGACCAGUCAGUGCCGGCAGCCCUGCCCUCAGGCCCACCGCUGGGAGGUGGAAGGCGUCUGACCUACCAUCCCCAGUGCCCACUUGCAGCCCACGCAGGCAGAAGUGG
Hippopotamus amphibius kiboko is the source of this 5308-nucleotide messenger RNA. RefSeq names its product tetraspanin 4 (gene TSPAN4). The record is from RefSeq and is a predicted model, not a curated record. Lineage: Eukaryota; Metazoa; Chordata; Mammalia; Artiodactyla; Hippopotamidae. The transcript is spliced from 7 exons. Gene Ontology annotation, cellular component: membrane. The coding region runs from base 2741 to 3265 and encodes 174 amino acids.